GUGAUUUGCGUAAACUACGUAAUUUCUGAUGCUGUUAGUAAACUUAGCGACCACCUCCGUGGCCAUAUCGUCAAUUAUAGUGUUUUUGAGUUCAUCUGGAUUAUAAACAUUGUGAAUUCCAUUUUAAGACAACGAAAAUAAGGGAAUAUGAGUAAAAAGAUAUUUUUGUCACAAGUCAAGUCAGAGGAGCUUACGGCUGCUGCUGCUAGAGCUGUUAGUGCAAGUCCUCCUCUAACUCCAAAUCACUCAUCUAUAAGUGAUGAUGAACUUGUAUCCCUCUCUGUGAAAGAACUGAACCGCUUAUUAAAGGGAUUAUCUAGAGAUGAGGUCAGUAAACUUAAACAACGAAGGCGUACUCUUAAAAACAGAGGUUAUGCAGCCAACUGUAGAGAAAAACGCAUAUCUCAAAAAGAAGAACUGGAAACUGAAAAAGAUAAACUUCGUGCAGAGGUAGAGAGACUUCAGAGAGAAAAUAAUAUUGUCAAGAUGGAGCUUCAUGAGCUAAGGAACAAGUGUGAGGCCUUGGAACAUUUUGCUCACAGAAAUGAUAUUCGAGUGCUAACACAUCCUCAUGUUGUAUCUCCCAUGCAUGGUUCCAUCGUUGUCAAAGCUGAACCGAUGUUACCAAGUUCUACAGUCUCAUAGCAACUUUGCUUCACAACAGGGCUACAUUUUUAUCUUAACAUUUUAAAGCAAAAUAAAACUUGAGGUUAACUAUUCACACACACAAGAAAUCAAGUUGAAUCACAAGAUGAAAAUAACAUGUAUAUCUCAACAAGCACUCGAGGCCUUCAAGUGAACUAAUUGUAGUUACUGAUUCCAGUUACUUACAAAAAGGGACUUCCAGAAUUUUUUUCUUUAAUUCUUGCUGCCAAUUAAAAACUUGUACAUUAUUUCACAAGUGCUAUGUAUUGUGGUUUUUACCCAGUAAACAAAAAUAAGCAAGUAAACUUCCACUCAGCGACAAAGAUUUCACUCAUUAACAUUUUAUUUUAUCACACAUUUAAACUUACAUUUUAAACAGCCAAAAGGAAUGUUUAUUUUAAAAUGUUUUUGUUUUGUAAAAUAAUGUAAUUCUAUGAUUUAUUCAGUUUCUUGCUUAAAAACACUUCUUUGGAUAUUACUAUAAAUAUGUCUUAUAAACUGUUACCAAUUAAAGAACUCAGAAUUUGGGAGAAUAAAUUGACCAUUGAAAUAAAUUUGAAAUAUUCAUAAAUACUGUAUACAAAUUGUAUACAAAAAUACUAAAUCUAUAUUAAUAUAAAACUGUAACACCUGUAAAUAGUCAUCUUUGAAUAAAACAUUUUAAUGGAAUAUUAAUUUACAUGCUGUAGAAAAAGCAUAUAUAAAUAGCUUGUUUGAUCACAUUAACACCAAUGUUUAUAAAAGAAAGAUAUCAUCAGUCCAGUGAUUUAUGCCUUCUUCUUUAAAGCAAAACAAGUAAUUGUUUUCACAAAUUUAUUAAGCUACAAAUAUUUAUUAUUUAACACAAAAAAUUAAACAAUUUAAAGCAGAAAGGUUUUAUUUCAGUUUAGAUAAAGCUGAAAAGUAAAUAAUUAUUUAUUGUGUAGGACAUUUUGUAACCAUAUAAUUUCCAUUCUUUUUUCAAUUUCAAAGUUGUUGCUAUAUAUUUUAUAGCAUGAAUUGAAAUGAGGUUGAACUUGCCACUAUAAAAUUUAAUAGCUUAUAUUUGUUUAAACCAAACCAGUUCCUGUAUCAUAUUUAAAUAUUUUUUUAAAUAGACGUUUAACUUUUAGUAUCAGUUGUUCAAAAUAAAUUAGAAAAUAAAUGUUCUUUAAAUCUGCUACAAUUUUUAUAGUGGCAAGGACCUGGAUUGUGCAAUAUAAUUAAGUUUGGUUGAAUUAAAUUUAAAAUGUAAGCAUUUUAUGAAACUUUGUUUUAACUACCAUAUCUCUUUUUGUUACAGAUAUAAAAAAUUGUUUUUUUGAUUAAUAUGUUUUGAAUGCCUUGCCAUAAGACUGUUACUUGAUUUUUUUCCUAAUGUCACAUUUCAGAUGGAUUAUUCUCUUUUUAUGUAAUAAUUUUAUUCCACAUUUUUGGUGUCACUUUUAUUAAAUACAAAAAAAAGGAGAAAUACUAGUAAAAUGCCAAGGUUCUUUCAUUGUAGCCAAUGAUCUAUUAUUUGUAUGGUAGUCUGAGUUUCAAAAUGCAUAAUUGGUUAGAAAAUACGACAGUGUUCAAAAACAUUUUCUGCAUUGGUUACAGUUUCCUGACUCAGUUUUAGUUGUCUUAGUAUUUAAAAAAACAAAAUUUAAUAUUGUAUUUUAAAUUUGAAAAUCCAAUUAACCCCAUUUGAAAAAUAGUUUUAAAAAUGAAGUCUCUACACCAGGUUUUUUAGUCUAUUAAAAAAUCUUUUAAAAUACAAAUGUUAAUGCAAAAAAAUGUUGACUUAAAAUUUCUGAUAGUGAAGUGCAUUAAAAACCAUAAUUGGAAAGUCAUCAAUGAGGGUAAACUAAUACUUUGUUAAAAUAAACUGUACUUUGUCAUAUUGCAUCUUCAACCUGUUCACUUUUGCAUUAACAGUUUUUUCUCCAUCAAGUUUUUCUUUUCAUCCAUUUACUCUCUUCAUUGUGUAUUUUUCACAUAAGUUCAAAUUCAUUGUGUAUAUCCACUGACUAAACAUCUCAUUUUUACAUCUAAUUCAGUUUAACAUUUAGAAGUAAUCACAAUAAAACUCCUUAAUCAAAAUGAAAAGCAAUUUUUUUAAAAACAACAUCAAAACAAUUGCUCACUUGACUCUCAUUGAUUGCUGUUCUAAGUUACAAUUAAACCAUUCCCUGGAUUGAAACUGAAAAGUAUGAGGUUAUUUUGUUUAACUUGUCAAGCUGCUGGUAAGAAAGCUCAUUUUGUUUGUUAGUGAUGUCGCUGAUUUGUGUUGAAGGAAUAUAUUUUCAUUCUUAGCUAAUACCAGUAGCUAAUUUCUAAUCUAAGUUUAAUUAUAAAAGUUAUUACAGAUUAUCUCUCUUAUUUUAGUAUUCAUGCCAAAAUGGCAAAACUACCCGUGACGUUUUUUUACACCUUUUUUUUUAUUUUGAUGUUCUGCCAAACUGUUGUAUUUACUUGGAAUUAAUACAUUUAAUUUUAUAAUAAAGAACAUGAAGCUUAAUUUUUUAUCACUUUUGUUAGGUUUAUAAUCAUAAAACUGGUAUAACAACUCGCUUCUAGUAUUUCAAGGCCAUAAUAAAAAAAUAUUUUUGCCUCACUUUUUCAAAGUUUUUAAGUAUUUGAAAUAUAAGCUAUCUAAAAGUUGAUUUCACACUAUCAGUACCACUAGGUUUCAUGCAUUGAUUUAAAGAGAUACAUUUAUCAGUGUGUCUAUUUUUAUUUUUGAGGGGAUGCAGCUGUUGAAUUUGGGAGCAUAAUGUUGUGUAUGAAUCAUUCCAGGGGAUGUCUGGUUUUUUUGUUGUUAAAUAAACGAAUUAUUCUUAUAAAUCUGUUUUGUUUU
This is a messenger RNA of Physella acuta, 3466 nucleotides long. RefSeq names its product transcription factor MafF. The record is from RefSeq and is a predicted model, not a curated record. Lineage: Eukaryota; Metazoa; Mollusca; Gastropoda; Physidae. Gene Ontology annotation, biological process: regulation of transcription by RNA polymerase II. Gene Ontology annotation, molecular function: RNA polymerase II cis-regulatory region sequence-specific DNA binding; DNA-binding transcription factor activity, RNA polymerase II-specific. Gene Ontology annotation, cellular component: nucleus.